AUGGGGAAGGCCACGAUGGGGCCGCGCAGCCCGUCGCCGCGGCGGCCGGGCACCGCGGCGUCCGCGUUCCCGGCGAGCGAGCGCGGCACACAGCCCUCCACGCAUGGCAGCUCCAGGGUCGAGGAGCCCGGCGCGGGGCCGGCGUCGCCGUCGUCGCCGCAGCGGCGACCGACGACAGCGCAGAGCAAGCUCGAGCGCACCAAGAGCAAGUCCGGGGCCGUCCCGCGGGGCUCAGCGUCGUUCAAGACGACGGGGCGCGGGGAGCUGUUCCCCACGCGCGCAGCGGGCGCGCACGUGGGCCCGUAUGACGCACCGGUGCCGACCCUGCACCGCACCGACAAGGGGGCCGUGAAGAUGGACCACCAAACCACGCGGGCGUACGCGGAGACGCAGGCGGACCCCGGCGAGCGCUUCAGGACGCCCCGCCCGGGGUCGUAUUUCGACUCGGAGCUGUGGGACUACCGGGGGCGCGACCGGGAGGGCGGACACUCCCCCAGGGCAAUGCACCACCAGAUCCGCGCGCCGCCGACGCAGCCGCAGGAGCCGAGCGCGCCGGAGCGCCCGCGGACGGCUGGAGGGCUGCGGGACUAUAUUCAGACGUACCGGCCGACCACGGUGGGCGGCGCCGGCAUCGCGGCGGGCCGCCCGGUGUCGCGCGGCACCUUGUCAAAGACUGUGCCGUUCCUGUCCAAGACGGCCCCGUUCAUGGGGAGCGGAGGGAUGCGCGACCCGAACGAUGUGGUGUCCAAAGCGCGCGAGUGGGGCGCCGAGCGCCCGUGGACGACGGGCGGCCACGGCGGCGCCUGCGGCCGGUCGGGCUUCACGGGGCCGCGCCGGCAGACGCACCUCGGCGUGCGCGGCGAGACGCGGCUGCUCGGCGUACCGGAGCCAGCCGUACUCGUCGUCGGGCGCGAGCUGGAGACGACGGUGGUGCUGUCCGAGCGCGGCGUCAUUGCGCAGCCGCACGUCACUGGGGAGCUGUCGCACCACCCGUCGCGCAACCCGCUCGACGUGGCUCCGGGACACAUGCACCUCAGGACCGCGGGCGAUGCGCAGCCGUGGUGGGGCAGCGCGGAUCAGCCGGAGACGGUGGUCGGGACGCCGCGGCGGACGCCGCAGGGUGACUACGUCACAGUGUGGCAGGCGGUGGACGAGGACGGGACGGCGUGGCACGACGCGCCCGCGAGCCAGGAGCCGACCUGGAUGGCGGACGGCGCGCAGAUCACGGCGACCGUUCGGAUGGAGGACAGGGAGCGGCCCACGUCGGCGCUGUCAGGAUACAACAUCACCAGUCCCCUACAGAACUCGCGGCCGACCUCGCCGUACGCGAAGCGGCCGCAGUCGUCGCGUCCGCGCGGGACCGCGCGAACACCGGCCAUGCGCAUGCGGGAAAUGUCCGUCCCUGAGGACGGAACAACAGAUUGA
This is a messenger RNA of Pedinophyceae sp. YPF-701, 1425 nucleotides long. Lineage: Eukaryota; Viridiplantae; Chlorophyta; Pedinophyceae. The record is from the annotation of a GenBank genome assembly.